Molecule: messenger RNA, 4635 nt
Organism: Vidua macroura (Pin-tailed whydah)
Lineage: Eukaryota; Metazoa; Chordata; Aves; Passeriformes; Viduidae
Product: collagen alpha-1(XXVIII) chain-like
Exons: 35
Coding region: 1-3588 (1195 amino acids)
Molecular function (GO): serine-type endopeptidase inhibitor activity
Source: RefSeq, a predicted model, not a curated record
AUGAUGUUCCUCAGAUUCUGGUGGCUUUUGUGGAUACUUGAGCAUCAUGAGUUUUUAGCAGAAAAUCUCAGGGAAGAGAAGAUAUAUGGAUUGAGAAGAUCAAAACCUAAACACAUUCUGUCAAAUAUUGUAGAAAAAUAUCCCAGCUCAAGUGAUCAAGAUGAAGAUUGCAUUCUGGAAAUUGCUUUUUUACUGGACAGCUCCGAAAGUGCUAAGGACUACAAUCAUGAACAACAGAAAAAAUUUGUACUGCAAACAGUAGACAGAAUGAAAAGUCUGCAGCUUAGUUCUGGACGUACUCUGCGCUGGAGGAUGGCCUUACUUCAGUACAGCAGCACUGUUUUCAUAGAGCAAACUUUCCAUGACUGGAAAGGUCCUGAAGCAUUCAAAUCCCACAUUGCUCCCAUCGCCCACAUAGGUCAUGGCACCUACACAACUUAUGCUAUAACUAAUCUUACCCAGCUCUACAUGUCUGAAGGGACUUUGGGUAGUGUAAAAGUAGCCGUGCUUUUCACUGAUGGAGUGGAUCAUCCAAGAAACCCAGAUAUUUUUGCAGCUACAGCCGAUGCUAAACACCAAGGAAUAGUAUUUUUCACAAUGGGAAUGACCAGAGUGGCUGAGGAGGUUAGCAAUGCUGCCAAGCUCCGGCUCCUGGCCAGUGUCCCAGCAUCCAGGUUUGUUUUCAACCUCCAGGAGAAAGAAACUGUGGAGAAGGUUCUCAAAGAAAUGAAAGACCUGUCUGAGGAAGAGUGUCCCCAGGUUGACACAUGUAACUGUGAGAAGGGGGAAAGAGGCCUUCCUGGUCCUGCUGGUAAAAAGGGACGCACUGGAGACGAGGGAGCUCCAGGCCUGAAAGGAGCAAAGGGGGACCCAGGUCUUAAUGGAAUCCCAGGACGAGAUGGAAUAGAGGGGAAAUCUGGAUAUAAAGGAGAGAAGGGUGAAAGAGGUGAAUGUGGAAUCCCAGGAAUAAAAGGAGACAGAGGUCCUGAAGGUCCAGUAGGCCCCAGAGGAGUAAGAGGGAUACAGGGUCUGCAAGGACAAUCUGGAGAUCAAGGGCCUGAAGGCCUGCAAGGAUCAAAGGGUGAAAGAGGUCUUCCAGGGCCACCUGGCUUGCCUGGAGAGACUGGAAUAGGACUGCCAGGCCCAAAGGGUGACACUGGUUUGACAGGAAGACCGGGCCCUGUUGGCCCACCUGGAGUUGGUGAGCCAGGAUUUAUGGGGCCUCAAGGACCACAAGGUGUUCAAGGAGAAAGAGGUCCACCAGGAGAAGGGCUUCCAGGAGCAAAGGGAGAUCGUGGCUUUGAUGGACCAAAAGGCCCUCGUGGACUUCCAGGCAUCAGCAUAAAAGGUGAAAAGGGUGACUGUGGUCCUCCUGGUUUACCAGGAUCAGUUGGAUUACCUGGAGUUGGAAUUCAAGGAGAAAAGGGAGUGGAGGGCCCAAAAGGACCACCUGGCUCUAGAGGGCUACCAGGACAGGGGAUACCUGGACCAAAGGGUGAACAAGGCUUGCCAGGAGAGACUGGAGUGCCAGGAGAAAGAGGAAUUGGAGAACCUGGUUCUAAGGGUGAUCCAGGGCCUUCAGGACUGGCAGGUCUGCCUGGUCUUCCAGGAGAAGAUGGAGCCCCUGGACAAAAGGGUGAACCAGGGUUGCCUGGUCUUAGAGGUCCUGAAGGUGCUCCAGGGAUUGGAAUACAGGGGGAAAAGGGAGAUCAAGGACAAAGAGGAAUACGUGGAUUAACAGGACCAACAGGAGUGCCUGGACCUGUUGGACCUAAAGGGGAGCCUGGUGCACCAGGACGUCUUGGAAUGCCAGGCCCUCCUGGAAGAUCUGUGCCUGGACCAAAGGGUGACAUUGGGUUGCCUGGUCUUGCUGGCCCCAUUGGAGAACCAGGUUUUGGGCUUCCUGGGGCAAAGGGUGACCAAGGCCUUCCAGGACCCCCUGGGCCCUUUGGGCAAAAGGGAGAUGGUUAUCCUGGCCCACCCGGGUUGCCAGGGCUCCCUGGGAUUCCCGGUGAACAAGGCCCAGAUGGAGUUGGACUACCAGGACCUAAGGGUGAUCCUGGUAGCAGAGGACCAGUUGGCCUCACCGGUCCCCCAGGAAAAGGCUUGCCAGGACCAAAAGGAACCAUAGGACGCCCAGGGCCACCUGGCUCUGUGGGACCUCCGGGUGAAAGUAUUCAAGGAACUAAGGGGGAACAAGGUAUUCAAGGAAUGCCAGGACCACGAGGCCCCCCUGGAGAUGGGCUUCUGGGAGAGAAGGGAGAUCGUGGAGCUACAGGUGACAAGGGGAAAAAAGGAGAAAAAGGUGAUGUGGGUGACCCUGGUUUAUCUGGAGAACCUGGCAAAACCGGACCAAAGGGAGACCAAGGUCUAACAAGAGAAGAUAUAAUCAAAUUAAUUAAAGAGAUAUGCGGUUGCAGUAUUAAAUGUAAGGAAAUUCCUAUGGAGCUUGUGUUUGUGAUUGACAGCUCUGAGAGUGUGGGACCAGAAAAUUUUGAGAUUAUCAAAGACUUUGUAACUGCUUUACUAGACAAAGUAACUGUAGGCAGAAAUGCUACCAGAAUUGGCCUUGUGUUAUACAGUUUAGAAGUUCGGCUAGAAUUUGGUCUCAACAAGCAUCCAACCCGCCAGGAUGUUAAGAGAGCAGUUAGAAAAAUGCAAUACAUGGGAGAAGGCACUUACACAGGAACUGCUAUCCGCAAAGCAACCCAGGAAGGAUUUUCUGGUGCUCGAGCAGGGGUGCGGAAGGUAGCUAUUGUGCUAACAGAUGGCCAAACAGACAAGAGAGAAGCUGUAAAACUAGAUCUUGUUGUUCGAGAGGCUCAUGCAGCAAACAUCGAAAUGUAUGCAAUAGGAAUCCUAAAUACUUCAGAUCCAACACAGGUUGAGUUUGUGCAUGAGCUAAAUCUGAUUGCUUCAGACCCAGACGGAGAACACGUGUAUCUCAUUGAUGACUUUAACGCUCUCUCAGCACUGGAGUCCAAAUUAGUCAAUCAGUUUUGUGAAGAUGAACAUGGCACCUUAGUAUACAACCAUAAUGAAAAUGGUGCAAGUAUAAGUGGGCGAUCCUUCCAUUCAGUAUCUCCAAGUUCUUUACAUUACAUACUUCAGAAGAACAAUGUUAAUAGACAAUCACUUUCAGCACAGACACUUAGAGUAUCUACAGUAGAAAGUCCUCUGAAUCUUGGCCAUCUUCCUCAACCAUUAGCUCCGACCAAUGUACCUCCUGUAGUCUAUGACACCUAUGAAGGGGAACAAGAUGAAGAACAGCCAACCCUGCUAACAGGAAACACUAGAGCUGUGUUACCAUUAUUGUCAUCUAAACAACCACCAGCCAAUAAAGUGAUGACAUCAUCACUUUCAACUGCAGGCCCCACAAAAAGGCCCGAAAGUAUUGUGGACCUCCGCUGCAAGCUAAGGCUGGAUCAAGGGCCAUGUCGUGUUUACACAAUCCGAUGGUAUUACGAUAAACAAGCCAAUGCCUGUGCUCAGUUUUGGUAUGGUGGCUGCCAUGGAAAUGCAAACCGCUUUGAGUCUGAACAGGAAUGUAGACAGGCUUGUGUAUUUUUUUCUGGAGGUAGGAAUUAGUCUCUACAUUAAAAAUGAUAAGGUUGGAGCUAUUGAUUGUUUGGCUUUUUAUCAAUUAUCCAUUUGGUAAAAUCAAAGCAAAUAAUUUACAGAAUGCUAACAUUAUGAACUCAUAUGCCCACUAACUAAAAAAAUGGCUACCUAUGCAAGCAUAGUUAAAGACUUUUAGCAUUUAUUAUAAGACAUAGAGAUUAUAACAAAAUAGCAAAUUUUCAACAGUAUCAAGAGUACAAAAUUUCCUUUUUUACUCAGUUAUAGUAAGACCAGUGUAGCAUUUGCCAUAGCAGUUGCCCUUCUUUCAGCUAGAUCUUUAAAUAUUACCAUUGUACAAUCACUAACUAGUCCUUAUUUUAAACUACAUAUAUUGCUUUGGAAACCAAUGUAUCAUCAUUAUGUAAGUUCUUUUCCCUUUGUUACUGAAAUCUGGUAUUUGGCAUGGAUUCUGCAAUGAAAAUUUCACUUCUUUUUAGCGAAACUAUUCUCACAAAUAGUAUUUUACUAUUUAAAGCACAAGACAUCAGCUUCCAAAUUCCAUGCAGAGUACUACUUAAUACAGAUAAAUACAACAAAUGCAUCAACUUGUGGCCUAUGUGCUCUCUGGGUCACAAGAUAGGGAGGUGGUUCAGUUACCCACCUUUCCUAAGCACAUCACAGGUACAUUUCAUACAUUUUUUUUUUAGUGAACUCUCCUCAGUUUGUAUUAGCUAGCCAAGAUGCAUGACAAUUACAGUUAAAACACAUCCACAGAUUUCUAUGAGUGAAUAUACCAAUAACUGGCAUUACUGUGUUGGGUUAGUUCAUGUCUAAAAUGGUCCUUCCAAUGUGUGGCUUCUGAAAGCCAAGUCUAAUUUUUAAAUGCAUUUUAAUAUCUUCAUCUUCCUUAGUUAAAUAUUUAAACUUAUGUUUAAAACAUUAAGCACAGCACAGUUUAUUGCCUGCCAGUGUGAUAUUGCUUUUUACAUUUAUGUCUGCCUGUAUAUGUCGCAUUUCCUGUUUUUUAAUAUACUUUAAAGCUUAUUUCUAAUAAAACAUUUUUGGUUUUACUGC